Molecule: messenger RNA, 418 nt
Organism: Melanaphis sacchari
Lineage: Eukaryota; Metazoa; Arthropoda; Insecta; Hemiptera; Aphididae
Exons: 2
Coding region: 15-323 (102 amino acids)
Source: RefSeq, a predicted model, not a curated record
GCCCCCCAAGUGUGAUGAAAGAGUUAUUAUUGCUAACCGAGAAGGGGAGAUGCUACAGAUGCCAACGUGCUACAGUAGAACAGUACGGUCUAAGGCUUCUGUCAAAAACGUUCAUACAAGUACGACAAGAAAACAAGAUUUAUAAAAUAUUAUUUCUAUCUACUUCUAUUUCUACAACUGAAAAACUCUCGCCGCGGAGAUCCGCCGUGUUCGACUGGUUCACGGACGACUACCAUCAUUGGUUUGCAGACGAGAACGUUUCAGCGAUUAACUAUUGUACCAUAUUGGCAUAUUCUAUUCUACACGAUUUAUACGAAUCAUAAUAUUAUGUUUGUGUACACAUAAAAUAUUAUAUUGUUUUAUUAUUUUUAUUUUUUUAAACAUUUUUUUCCGAAAAUAAAGCCAUACACAUCUCGUU